CUUUUCCUAGUUUUAGUUAUAUCGCAGACUCGAUUUAGUAGCGCCUUCCGCAACUGGAUUGUUUUCAGUCUCUCUCAGUUGCUAAACGAAGAAACCAGUGAAGUGACGAUGACGGCGACCAUAACGGCCGCGUUCAGAACUGUAGAACCUUUGGAAUAUUACAGAAGAUUCUUAAAAGAAAAUUGUCGGCCUGACGGAAGGGACCUUGGUGAAUUUAGGACCACAACUAUCAACAUAGGUUCAAUUACAACUGCAGAUGGCUCUGCACUUGUGAAGUUAGGGAAUACUACAGUGAUAUGCGGCAUAAAAGCAGAAUUUGCAACACCCACCGUUGAUUCCAGUAACAAAGGAUAUAUCAUUCCCAAUGUAGAUCUUCCUCCACUUUGUUCAUCAAGAUUUCGACCUGGACCUCCAUGCGAAGAGGCUCAGGCAGCUAGUCAGUUUAUUGCUGAUGUCAUUGAAAAUUCACAGAUGAUAAUGAAAGAAGAUCUAUGCAUUUUAGAUGGAAAGGUGGAAGGACAAUAACAGAAGCAAAGCUUCAAGACUGUAUCAGUCGGGCAAAAACACGACAUAAAGAAGUACAAAAACUAAUGGAUAAAAUAAUCAAAAAUGUAUAAUUAGUAAAAAGUGUAUUUACUAUUUGCUCACAAAACCAUUACCUCAAUAAACAUGCUACAUUUA
Molecule: messenger RNA, 681 nt
Organism: Crotalus tigris (Tiger rattlesnake)
Lineage: Eukaryota; Metazoa; Chordata; Lepidosauria; Squamata; Viperidae
Product: exosome complex component RRP43-like
Exons: 1
Coding region: 109-525 (138 amino acids)
Biological process (GO): nuclear mRNA surveillance; TRAMP-dependent tRNA surveillance pathway; U4 snRNA 3'-end processing
Cellular component (GO): cytoplasmic exosome (RNase complex); nuclear exosome (RNase complex)
Source: RefSeq, a predicted model, not a curated record